AUGUCCGAAACGUUGCGAGAUAAUGCUGGAAUGUUGAAGCACGAAAAUCUGUCGGAAGAUUCUUCUGAUGCUACUCCCACCAUUUGCGCCAAGCUCAUCGACCAGGCUGACGCAUCAACCCAAAUCCAAACAGAAACCUCCGAAUCGUCCACAAACACGGUAUCAGCAGACGAAAAUUUCGUAAUGGAGUCGGCAAAAGAACCUACCAAAGUGCAGGAGAGUGCGCAAAAUAGACUGUACAUCAAGCGUGGUCACGUCGUGAACCAUGAUGGAAUGCAACAGGCGGAUGUGUACAUCGAGGAUGGGACUGUUCGGUAUGUUGGUUCUGGUGCGGACUUUGUUGUUCCUGGGGGCUGUCGCACGAUCGAUGCUACUGGUAAGCUGGUUAUGCCCGGUGGUAUCGACCCGCACACACAUUUCCAGCUAGAAUUCGGUGGCACUGUCGCGGUAGAUGAUUUUUAUAAGGGUACCAAGGCCGCAGUUGCCGGUGGAACCACAACCAUCAUGGACUUUGUGCUUCCGAAGAAGGGCGAAUCGCUACUCGAGGCGUACGAUACUUGGCGGGCUCGGGCGGAUCCAAAGGUGGUGUGCGACUAUGGUUUGCACGUUGGAAUCACUUGGUGGUCCAAGUCGGUUCGGGAUGAGAUGAAAAUCCUUUGUCAGGAGCGUGGCGUUAACUCGUUCAAGUGCUUCAUGGCAUACAAGGGUCUAUAUCAGCUGAACGAUUCCGAACUGUACGAAGUGUUUGAAACCUGCAAGGAACUCGGAGCAGUUGCGAUGGUCCAUGCGGAGAAUGGCGACAUUAUAGCGAAGAAUGUAACCAAACUGUUGUCGGAAGGAGUGACCGGACCGGAGGGCCAUGAACUGUCCCGCACAGAGGAAGUGGAAGCAGAGGCCACCAAUCGCGCUUGCGUUAUUGCGCAUCAGGCUCACUGUCCGCUGUAUGUUGUGCAUGUAAUGAGCAAAUCGGCUGGUAUUGAGGUAGCUCGCGCUCGUCGCCGCUACAAUGGAACUGGCAUCUUCGGUGAAACACUGGCGGCUGCACUUGGCACUGAUGGUACACACUAUCACGAUAAAUGCUGGCAUCAUGCGGCCGCCCACGUACUCAGCCCACCGUUGAGACCCGAUCCUACCACGCCGGAAUUUAUGAUGAAACUGUUAGCCCAGGACGAUCUGCAAACGACCGGCAGUGACAAUUGUACAUUCAAUCGCAACCAAAAAGAGUUGGGACUGAAAGAUUUCUCCAAAAUCCCGAACGGUGUCAACGGUGUCGAGGAUCGGAUGUCUGUGGUAUGGGAAAAAGGCGUCCAGUCGGGGCUGAUCGACCCUCAACGUUUCGUGGCAAUCACCAGCACGAAUGCGGCCAAAAUUUUCAACCUCUAUCCCAGAAAGGGUCGCAUUGCUCCUGGAUCCGAUGCCGAUUUAAUCAUCUGGGAUUCAAAAGCAGUGCGUACAAUUUCCGCCUCCACGCAUCAUCAGGCUUGCGACUUCAAUAUUUUCGAAGGCAUGAAAUGCCACGGCGUACCAGAGUUUGUCAUUGUGCGAGGACGUGUGUGCGUCGAAUAUGACCUAAUUCGCGUUGCAGAGGGUCAAGGUUCGUUCCUAGAAACACCCGUCUAUCCUUCUUUCGUGUACGAUGCAUUGAACGGUGUUUCCCGUAUGGAAGACGAAUCUGACGAAAAGCACACCCGCAACGGGAUCCAGAAUCUGGACCUUAACUCCAAGUUGGGCCAUGAUGUAGAUAUCCCCGAUACAUACGCCCUACCCGAGAAGUACAUUCCAGGUCCGGCAUUGAGUGUUAUCUCCGGCGAUUCACAACUCAGCACUCCCCAUAGUGCCCGUGGCCAUCGUCCCGAUGGGUUAAAGAAUAUGCAGGAAUCCACCUUCUCUAUCAGUGAGGAACUCGACAAGUCGGAAUCACGCUCAUGCAUUCGCGUACGAGCUCCCCCUGGUGGAAAGUCGUCCGGAUUCUGGUAA
Anopheles marshallii is the source of this 1977-nucleotide messenger RNA. RefSeq names its product dihydropyrimidinase (gene CRMP). The record is from RefSeq and is a predicted model, not a curated record. Gene Ontology annotation, biological process: pyrimidine nucleobase catabolic process. NCBI's taxonomy places the organism in Eukaryota, Metazoa, Arthropoda, Insecta, Diptera, Culicidae. The coding region runs from base 1 to 1977 and encodes 658 amino acids. Gene Ontology annotation, molecular function: dihydropyrimidinase activity. Gene Ontology annotation, cellular component: cytosol; cytoplasm. The transcript has 7 exons.